Penicillium diatomitis is the source of this 981-nucleotide messenger RNA. RefSeq lists its product as uncharacterized. The transcript is spliced from 3 exons. The record is from RefSeq and is a predicted model, not a curated record. NCBI's taxonomy places the organism in Eukaryota, Fungi, Ascomycota, Eurotiomycetes, Eurotiales, Aspergillaceae. Bases 1 to 981 code for a protein of 326 amino acids.
AUGGAGUUUCCUGUCUCUACCACUCGACCUAGAUGGGAAAGAGAUGCCGGACAAGUCACCACCUCAGUUCGACCCAAUCUUGGUGAACAGAGAGACCUCAUCAGACAAUCUGUGACUAAUAUCAUCAGCGUACUUCGCACGUUCUCCCUCAUGACGAUGAAGAUCGACGACCUUCUUCGCUUUAAUAUCGAGAUCACAGAGUUUGAUCCCCUGAACCCGUUGGAUCACACCAUCUUCCAGCCGAUGCCGGUGUCUGAGUUCAGUAAAUAUGAGCUUGAACAAGAGCUCUUCCAUGGAUUGAUGACGGAUAAUGUCAAAUUGACGGAUUUGGAACUUCCUGAUCCUGCCAGCAACUCCGCUUCUCGCUUGGACAUUGAGCGUGCGGCCAUGCGAGAGAGUCAACGUCUGUAUCGCUACAUUGACUUACUUUACACUUGCCACUCGCAGAUUGAAGAGCCUAACGACCCUAUCUCUAUGGCAGUGGGUUGGAUCAGCAUUCCUGUCCCUCUUCCACAGUACACUUGGCCUCGAGAGCUCGGUCCGAAUAGCUGGCCCCGUGAUCAUGGAAUGUUGUCUCACGAUCUUGGACCAGAGCAUGUUGGAUGGAAGUGUGAGAUGGUGAGUGAAUGGAAGGAUCGCUCGGGACGGACCACCAAGGUCUGGCCUCAUGUUCGAAUGGCCGUUUGUCACGGGCACAGCGGCGAUCCUCACGGGAUUUUGAUCGGUGAGCUCGGUGCAAUUGCUCAAGUGAUUCUCAAUCGCCUGAAUCAGCCACAGUUCGACAAUGAGUCCUACUUUCCAGUUCUCAUGUUGUCAUUCUUCGGCCCCCGUCACAUGCGUUUUCUGCAGGCCGUUUACAGACCGGCUGGGUAUUUGGAACUUCGAGCGAGCCAGAUCUUCGACUUUACCACACUGGCAGUCUCUCGACUUGAUCUGAUGCUGGAAUACCUUGCUUGUUCUCCGCGCCGUGACCAUCACUAA